Messenger RNA from Aethina tumida (small hive beetle), 2162 nucleotides. RefSeq names its product synaptic vesicle glycoprotein 2C-like. Gene Ontology annotation, biological process: transmembrane transport. The coding region runs from base 442 to 2040 and encodes 532 amino acids. NCBI's taxonomy places the organism in Eukaryota, Metazoa, Arthropoda, Insecta, Coleoptera, Nitidulidae. The transcript has 3 exons. The record is from RefSeq and is a predicted model, not a curated record. Gene Ontology annotation, cellular component: membrane. Gene Ontology annotation, molecular function: transmembrane transporter activity.
AAAGACGGGUCUUGCGACUAAACAAUUGGGUAACGUUCACGUAUUGAGCAAAUUUUAAAGGUUCACUCAAUAACUGAGAGUCCUUAAAAUGUGUGGAUUGACCGAUUCGAAUUUAGUUUUGAAUGAGCUCAUUAUGUUUUGUGAAAUUGUUUAAAAUAGAAAAUAUGUCGCGACAGUAAUUAACAGAUAGUACUAAUUGGGAUUAGUUUAUGGAGAACUGGAGGUGUUACGUUUUGUUUUAGAAGUGGCCGAUAGCGACAUUAAUCCGAACACAAGCUAUUACUACAUCCUUCAUUCACUCUGAACAACCAAUAUUUGCUUGUCUGAAAAAAUACGACUCCUUAAGAAAACAUUUUCAAUAUUACAUUCACCCUCGACUCCGGUGCUGUGUCUCCGCAUUAUUAUUAUUAUUAUGCCACGCAGAUUAACGGAGUGAAAAGGAUGAAUAGUAAAAAUCAGGAAACGAAUCAAGUGUUUGAGAAUGUGACUUUUGAUGAGGCCGUUAAACGAACAGGAUAUGGGAAAUUCCACGCGGAAGUCAUCACGGUGUGUGCCAUCUCGAUAUUGACGGUGGGCUUCCAGAACGGGCUCUCCUCUUACGUCUUCCCGGCGGCAGAAUGCGAACUGCAACUCACGUCGUACCACGUGGGCAUCUUGAACGUGACGUUCCUGGUCGGCGGCAUCCUCAGCAGUUUCCUGUGGGGCUUCAAAGCCGACCUGUCCGGCCGGAAGCAAGUGAUCAUGGCGGCGCACCUCCUCAACUUCCUGAUCACCGUCUUCUGUGCCGUCAAUCCGCUCUACAUAAGUCUGUUUCUGUGUAGGUUCUGCAACGGGUUCCUGAUCAGCGCACCCGGCAGCAUAAUCUUCUCCUACUUGGCCGAGUUCCAGCCGCCCAAAUAUCGGGGGGCGAUCGUUUGCUAUUGCGGACUCUUUUUCACGCUGGCUUGGCUGGUGCUUCCUGUCACCGCCUAUUUCGUGUUGCCCAUCGACAUCCACUUCCGGCUAGGUUCCGCCUUCAUCUUGUCGCCGUGGCGAUUCUUCUUGAUCGUAUUGGUCGUACCGGAAUUGAUCGUGGGAUUGUGGUUCCUGCGUUUGCCUGAAAGUCCCAAGUUCCACAUGACCAAAGGCAACAAGAAGUUGGCAUUGAACAUCCUGAAGACGAUGUACGCCAGAAACACCGGAAAACCGGAAGACAAGUUCCCCGUUAAGAAUCUGGUGGAGGACGCUGCGAAAGGGGAGGAGAUGGUUUCUGAUCCGUCCACCUCCAACAGCGGAAUGCUUGAGCAAUUCCUGGACGGAAUGAAGUCGUUGUUCCGCGCACCGCUGCUGCCUGCCACCCUGCUGACGUGCUUCAUCAUGUUUUCCAACAUGUUUGGAGUGUUCGGACUGGGUCUGUGGCUUCCCGAGCUGUUCAUCCGGUUCCAGAAGUUCCAGGAAAUGUACCCGAACGCGUCGGUGACCGUCAAAGAGCUGUCCGCCCUGAGUCAGCAAAAGUCGGCGCCAUCCUCUUCGUCGUGUUCGCCGUCGUUCGACAACGCGGUGAUCGUCAACACGAUCGCCGUGGCGUGCACUUCGCUGGUGUACAACGCCGUCGCCGGCUGGCUGACCAGCAGGGUGCACAUCAAAACCGUCCCUCUCGUGUCGAUGCUGUUGGGCGGCGUCAGCUGCUUGAGCAUCUACUGGCUCACCUCUUCGACCCAGAACCUGAUCGUGUCGUGCAUAUUCCAGGCCACCAUGAUCACUGCCAACAUGACCAUCGGGAGUGUGGGCGUGGAACUGUUCCCCACGUCGGUGGGAGCCAUCGCCAUUUCGCUGAUCAUGUUCUCGGGCAGAGUGGGUGCCAUGUGCAGCAACAUCGUCUUCGGCUUGCUGAUGGACAAGCACUGCGAGAUCCCGAUAUUCGUGGUGGCGGUGGUGGUACUGCUGGGAACGCUCCUGUGCUUCCUGAUACCGGAAAAGGAGGGACAGGGCCACAAGGAGAACGAUUACAAGGGAGGAGAAACCAUCGAAAUUUCCGUGAUCUCGAAAGACAUUAAUUAACUAAUUUACAUUAUUAUUAUUAUUAUUAUUAUUUCAUUCCCUUCUAGGAACUCUACUCUAUUUAUUUCAUGUCAACACUUCUCUUCAAUGUAUUUAGUACAAUAAACCAAAUUGUUAAUGAU